UGUGCCUGUCGUGCCUGUCUUUGUUCAUCACGUAUAUUAUGCGUGGACUUUAUCAGUGUUCUGCGAUCUUCUGGUGUACACACUACUUAACAGCGAUAUUGAUUUGUCUUUCUGUUAUUUUUAGUCCCUCGUUUCCAGCUAAUGUGUCAGAAAUGGCGAUCGUUCCGUACGAUUCCUCAGCAAUCUUUCUAAGUGCAUUCCACGCCAAAGAAAGAAGUUUCGAAUUCGGUGGGAGAACCCUCACAAUCUUUCAAAAUUGGAACGAUGUUGGUGUUGCAGCUGUCGUUUGGGAUGCAGCAAUCGUUCUUGGUCAUUAUCUUGAGAAGAUUGUCGCUCAACUUCAUGGGAAGAAAGUGAUAGAACUUGGCGCCGGAACUGGGUUCGCCGGUAUUGUGGCAAGUUUGCUCGGAGGAAAUGUGACUAUUACUGACCGAAAAAUGGCCCUAAACGUUACGAGAAUGAACGUGGAGGGAAAUUUGGGCAAAAAUCAAGAUUCUGUAGAAAUAAAGGAGCUUGAAUGGGGACAAGACGUUUCAUCUUUCUCGCCACCUUUUGAUUUUGUACUAGGAGCAGACAUUGUUUACAUUGAGGAGACAUUCAACGAUUUACUGAAGACUCUGCAAGACCUUUGUGAUGAAAAUUCAGUUGUUUUAAUGUCAUGUAAGAUACGUUAUGAUAGAGAUAAACGGUUUUUUGAACUUCUUUCGAAGCACUUCUUGCAUGAAACCGUUCUGUACGAUCAAGAACUAGACAUAGUUGUUUAUCAAGCAAAAAAGAUCAAAUUUAAGCCUUAACACUUUGUACAAUUAUGGUGAAAUUUGGUUUCUCAAAUGGUUUUGCACCAAGCAAGUCACCAAACAUAUCGCAAAAGUUGGGCAAAAACCUCUUCUUCAAACGUGUUCAUUUCUUGUGAUCAUAUUUAUAUUUUAUUUGACUGCAAGUAGGCCAUAUUGCAGAUUAUUUUUAACAAUCAUGCUUUACACUCACUUGAUUUAUCCGGGUAGCUGCCUGCAAGCUGCUUUCUGCUGGUAUUCAAAAGAAUAAAGAAGAAGGAAAUGC
Messenger RNA from Orbicella faveolata, 1059 nucleotides. Its product is annotated as protein N-lysine methyltransferase METTL21A-like. Lineage: Eukaryota; Metazoa; Cnidaria; Anthozoa; Scleractinia; Merulinidae. The record is from RefSeq and is a predicted model, not a curated record. Gene Ontology annotation, cellular component: protein-containing complex; cytosol.